This is a messenger RNA of Polyodon spathula (Mississippi paddlefish), 1305 nucleotides long. RefSeq lists its product as uncharacterized. Lineage: Eukaryota; Metazoa; Chordata; Actinopteri; Acipenseriformes; Polyodontidae. The coding region runs from base 1 to 1305 and encodes 434 amino acids. The transcript is spliced from 4 exons. The record is from RefSeq and is a predicted model, not a curated record.
AUGGUGCUAAGUUGGUUCCUCCUGUUAUCUGUCAUCUUGGUACACGGGGCUGAGGGCAAGCCCCUUGCAGUCAAAACAGAGCAACAGGCCUACAACAAGCUGUUAGUGAUCUCCUUUGAUGGCUUUCGAUGGAACUACGAUCAGGAUGUGGAGACGCCAAACCUGGACUAUUUGGUGCAGAACGGGGUAAAGGCAAAAUACAUCAUCCCACCAAUGAUCACUAUGACCUCCCCUUCACACUUCACCACAAUCACAGGCAGAUGGGUUGAAGACCACGGUGUUGUCCACAACAUGAUGUUUAACCCUGACACCCUGAUGAAACUGACCCACAAGGCCACUCAGAAUAGAUCAGAGUGGUGGGACAAUGGGGUCAAGCCAUUGUGGAUUACUGCCCAAGACCAGGGCCUGAGAACCGGCUCGUUCCACUAUCCUGGAGGGGGUGCCAACUACAGCGGCCAGUCAGUCUACCGGUCUUUGGUGGAGUCACUGUCUCACCCCGAUUCCAACGAGACAGAGUGGCGGGAGAACAUCGAGAUCGUCAUGAACUGGUUCACCAAGGAGAACUUUGACUUUGUGACGCUCUACUAUGGAGAGCCAGACAAUGUCGGGCACAAAUCAGGUCCAGAGACUGAAGAAAGACGCGCCAUUAUCAGCCAGAUUGACCGCACCAUUGGUUUCCUGCUGGAGGCCAUCGAGCGCCACAAUCUGAAAGACCGUCUCAACGUUAUCAUCACCUCUGACCACGGCAUGACCACAAUCAAGAAGGCCCCGCAAGUGGAGGAGAUCAAGCUGUCUAACUAUGUCGCUUUACGAAACUUUGUCAGUUUUGACCUGCUGGACUACGGUGGCUUUGGGAUGAUGAUGCCCAAACCAGGGAAAGAGGAGGAGCUUUACCUGGCGCUGAAGAAUGCUCACCCCCACCUGAAGAUCUAUAAGAAGGCAGAGCUUCCGGAGAGCUUCCAUUUGGCCAAUCAGGAGAGAAUCCUUCCACUUAUCGUCUUUGGGGAUCUGGGUUACAAUUUGAACUCGAGGAUAAUAUUUUACGUCAACAAAGGAGACCACGGUUUUAGUAACGAGGAGAUGGACAUGAAAACUAUUUUCCGAGCUUUUGGACCGGAUUUUAAGAAGAACUACCUAGCUGAGCCCUUUGACAGUAUCCACAUCUACCCACUGAUGUGCAAGCUGCUGGGUGUGCAGCCCGCCCCCCAUAACGGCUCCAUGACUUUCACCCAGGGCAUGCUGAUUCAGGAUUCAGGCCAGGAUUCAGGUAGCUUUCUCACUCACACUCUCAAGUGCCUGUCUUAG